This is a messenger RNA of Durusdinium trenchii, 1718 nucleotides long. NCBI's taxonomy places the organism in Eukaryota, Dinophyceae, Suessiales, Symbiodiniaceae. The record is from the annotation of a GenBank genome assembly.
CCUCAGCCAGCCUUGCGGUAGCCAACGACUUCCAUCAGCUGAGCCACAGCUACGAGCUUUUCAUGGCUCUUUCGAGGCGGAAUUCUGCUUGAGAUGCCGGCUUCGGCUUUGAGCUGCUGAGGCCACUGAGUUAUGACUUCAAGGGCUGUCCUCCGUUCGGCGGGGCUGAGUUUGGUCUCCGCUGGCUCCGACUCCGCCUAUGCAUCACCCCGACCAUCGGCAGCAGAGUUUGGACGAUCGGGGAGCCAUGCGAUGCCGAUCAAUGUCUACGCCGAGGCGGAGCAGAAGCUGGGCUCCUCCUCUAGUCGGCUACGUGCCGCAACUGACUGCACGAUGCCGAUCAACAUUGUCGCUGAAAUACCCAAGCAGACCUUGUCGCCGAAGGCGGCGCUGCGGCCCUGCCAGUCCGAGCCACGGCUGCGGCCCUCGUCCGCGCGGCUGCAGGUGGAGCAGCCCACAGUGAUGAGGCACAAUCGAAAAAUGAAACGGACUGCAACGCUGGACAACAAAGUCCGACGACUACUGGAAGAUGAUGAGCUAGAGCUAUGCAAAGAAGCGCCUCAUCCAGCCGCACGAGAGGCCGACUUGACCGUCGCCUCCCUCUGCGGCAGAGUCAGUGAGAAGGACAGGUACCAGCCUUACUUCAGUGGGAAGAGGAUGGACUUCAGCCAGCUCGGCCAGUUCGAGGCCUUACCGCACAAGCUGGGCGUUCAUUGCCAACGAGGGCACAAGCCCGACUCGCCGAACCAGGACGAUUUCUUCGUCCUGCAGACCAACACCUGGCUCUUUUGCGGAGUUGCUGAUGGUCAUGGAGAGAACGGACACAAAGUGUCCCACUUUGUUCAGGAACAGUUGCCUCAAGCCGUGCUUCAACGACUGAAGACUGAGAACUUUACCAAUUGGAGGACCUCCGUGGUGGGAGCCGUCGAUGAGGUCCAGAGCAAGCUGAAACUGCAAAUCCCCGACGAGGCCACAGACUCUGGCAGUACGGCCUCCAUGGUGUUUUUGUCAAAAGAUCCCGAAGGCAAGUGGAAGCUCCAAUCAACAUUUAUCGGUGAUUCCAUGAUUGUGUACGCAAGGCGCCCCAAGGAAUCUCUCGAGUUUGAGGUAGAGCUGGUAACAUCCACACACCGACCAGAUCGACAGGACGAGUUCCAGAGGAUUUCCCUUUCCAAUGGACAGGUCAUUCUUGGUGACGAUCCGAGUGCUCCCAGCCGAUUGCGUGUGCCGGCGGGUGAUAUGGCCAUGUCACGGGCACUGGGAGAUCUUGAUGCUCAUCAGUAUGGCAUGUCUUCCGAGCCGGAGUUCCCAGGUGAGUACUGCCUCCAGGACGAGGACGAGCACCUCAUCAUCCUUUGCUCCGACGGAGUGUGGGACAUGAUCAAGCCCCGCGAAGCUGUGAACAUUGCUGCAAAGUUCGAAGCGCAACGGGCUGCCGAGAGGCUGGCUGCCAAGGCUCAGAGCCGUUGGCAGGACACACCGAGGGCUGAGUGGCCGGGCCCACCAGGGCCCCCAUUGGGGCCCACAAUGGCAGGAUUCUUUUCGUGGGAUUUCUUUUGCAGAGAUUGCAUAGGUUUGAAGAGUCCCACUUGCUGGUGGUGGGAUGCUUCUUUGCUGGCUUAGGGUCAGAACAUGUGAAAGCAUGGAAGAGAAGAGGAGCAAAGCGGCCACAAGAGUCCUACUGGUUAGAGGAGGACACGUAAAGGGUGUGGUGUGAC